Messenger RNA from Camelina sativa (false flax), 611 nucleotides. Its product is annotated as mitochondrial zinc maintenance protein 1, mitochondrial. Gene Ontology annotation, cellular component: mitochondrial matrix. Gene Ontology annotation, molecular function: protein folding chaperone. The record is from RefSeq and is a predicted model, not a curated record. Lineage: Eukaryota; Viridiplantae; Streptophyta; Magnoliopsida; Brassicales; Brassicaceae. Gene Ontology annotation, biological process: mitochondrial respiratory chain complex III assembly.
GGUACCAUUUCGAUUCCUCCCAAGUUUUUGGUGAAGGAGACGACGGCGGCGGCGGAGGAGGAGAAGAAAAGGUUGAAAAGGUUGAAAAGAGGAAAGGAGUAGAAAUGGUGACCGGAGAAGCGUUGAUCGCGUACAGAGCUUUGCUCAGGGCUACAAGGAAAUCGUUCGCCGGAGAUACCGAGAUGCUGAAGGCUUCGGCGUCCGAGAUCCGUAAGAAAUUUGAUGAAAACCGCCACGUGGCUUCCGGCUCCGACAUCACUCGCCUUCUCGAAGAGGCGCGUGAAGCGACGCAGUUCAUUUCCACCAUGAUCGUUCAGGCCAAACUCAACGAACGCGGCGGAUACGAGGUGAAAGCAAGUCAGGAUCACGCAGGAGCUACUUUGGAGCUUCCAUCAGAGGAGAUGCUUCGGAAAAAAACUGUAUGAGUAAGUCUCAAUGAUUUGACCACACUUAAGACUUUCUGAAAUUGCCUUACUCGUUUUGUUUAAUCCGGAAAAGUGGAACAUUCUUUUUUUGUCAUUCUCUGUUUGUUUUCUCUCUUUACAGCCAAAUUUAAUCAAUAAAGGAACUCCUUACAUACGUUUUUGGAUGAAUCUCAUUCAUUUCAGAUC